Ilyonectria robusta is the source of this 1905-nucleotide messenger RNA. RefSeq lists its product as uncharacterized. NCBI's taxonomy places the organism in Eukaryota, Fungi, Ascomycota, Sordariomycetes, Hypocreales, Nectriaceae. Gene Ontology annotation, cellular component: nucleus. Gene Ontology annotation, molecular function: DNA binding; DNA-binding transcription factor activity, RNA polymerase II-specific; zinc ion binding. Gene Ontology annotation, biological process: regulation of DNA-templated transcription; DNA-templated transcription. The record is from RefSeq and is a predicted model, not a curated record. The transcript is spliced from 7 exons. The coding region runs from base 1 to 1779 and encodes 592 amino acids.
AUGGCGCACGAGAUACCGUUCAGAACCGGCUCUUCAUCAUACAGCAAUGCAUGUAUUCAGUCGGGCAGGGAGAGCGGCCAAGCCUCGGCCAUCUCCUGCUUUCAAUGUCGGGGCCGGAAGGUGAAGUGUGAUCGGUUGAAGCCGAACUGCAGUCGAUGCGUCCGACUGGGGGACGAAUGUGUGUUCCCAACAUCGCGACAGAAGCGAAUGAUACGGAAGAAGAACCCUGCUGGCACAUUGGAGACUCGGCUAGGUAGCGGUGGAGCAAACGGGCUACUCAAUGACCCCGUCUCCCUUGGCGAGGAAGACCGACUUGAUCUGGACUGGACAGACAUCAACCAAUCGGAUUUAUACGGGCCGGCGCCGGAUGACGUCCCUUUUAUCCCAAUGAUGGCCAUGUCAUCACAGGAGGUCCCAUCUCCGGGAAACGAAUUGAUUGGGCUUGGUCAAUUCGAGCAGCUCCCACCCUCCCAUUUGACUGAACGACUAGUUGCCUUGUAUUUUGAUGAGCUCAGCCAAGACGCUCCAAUGUUGCACCGCGCGCGCUACACGGCAUCUCUACGUCGACCUUGCCACAUGCGUCCGCCGAUGUCCUUGCAAUACGCCGUCUUGGCUCUGGCCGCAACAACACGUCAGGAGUUCACACAUCUGGCCAUGCCAUUUUACGAGCGCUCUAGGCGAUAUGCCGAGGCGGAUGAGAUGAAGCCCAUACGCAGUGUUGGUGCUUACUGGGAUCGUUCGAGUCACAACACCUCAUCUUCUCUCGCGCGUCUCCCACAGCAGCCGACGGACCCUCCGCUUCAGCCACCGAGAGAUUAUUUUGAGGCAGAGGAGCGGAGGAGAACUUGGUGGGUCGUCUUCUGCUCAGAUCGUUUCGUGAGUGGUAUUACAAGUUGGCCGGCCCUGAUUAACGAUAAAGAUAUCGAAACUCGAUUACCAGCUUCGGACGAAGCCUUCGACAUGGGAACCAACGAGCCGACUCCAUGGCUCAGAGACGCCCUCCGAGGGACCGUUUCCUAUUCUCCCUUUGCUGGCAAGGUGCUCACAGCCCAUACUUUCUACAGAACUCUCGAACAUACAUUCCGGUCCUUCUCUCAUGACGAUGUCGAGAACACCACGGACGGUCCUUACUGGACCCGACAGCGAGGGAUUGACGCCGACCUAUCCAACAUGAUUCUGUACCUCCCGGAGAGCCUGCGCCUCCCCCAGUGCGCGUGGAACCGAAACGCUAUUGUUGUUAACGUCGGUAUUCACACGUCCGUUAUUUGCAUACACCGAGCAGCGUUAGCUAAGAUAAGAGAGCUCGGCCUCUCAGUAGACCUGUUUGCAGACAGCAGACUCCGGCUUCUGCCCUCGGCAGAGCAAAUACUAAACGCCCUAAAGUCAAGCGGCGACAUUCAAGGGGCCAUGAACGACCAUUUCUUAGUAUUUUCUGCCUAUCUUGGAUCCUUGAUAUUUUUAGAAGACUACAUGCAAACCCAAAGUCGACAGAGCGAGCAUAAUCUCCAUAAUCUUCUUGGUGCAAUGGCCGGCGCUGGUGAGAAGGACCCGUUCUCGCGCUCGCUAGCAAUACAGCUUGCGACAGGGAUGAGACAGGUCGGAAUGGACUCGAGCACUUUGGACAGAGUACAAGAACUCCCACCAACAUCCGUGUCGGUACCUAUUCUCGCCAAACGAGACAAGGCAUCAGCGCACAUUACUUUCUGUUCAAUUUUACCUUCAAGGAUGGAUGAUUACUCAGGCUCACCAAACCGAAUAGAGGCGUAUAUGGGACUAUAAGUGCACUCUAGCCUGGGUGGCGAGAGCAUACCGGUUGUUGUGUAAGGCAUUCCGCCUCGGGAGUUAAUAUUGUACAACGUAUUAUUAAGGUCUAACUAUGAGUGUCUUUGUUGAUACUUAUUUUGG